AUGAAACGUAUAAUAGGAGCUAUUAAAGCAUCAACCAUAUCACAUAUAAGGUUAGAUCAGGAUAUGGGUGCGGGUGAAAACGUGGGUGUGGAUGUGGGUGCGAGUGUGAGUGUGGGUGUUGCUGUGGGUGAGUGUGGGUGUGGGUGUGGGUGGGUGUUGGUGUGAAGUGCGGAUAAUGCUGAAAUGAACAUCCACACCAUCAAUAACAUGCGUCUUUCCAUUCUAGUUUUCUUACUCCAUCAUUUCGUUUCAGCAGACUACCAUAACAAAGCCUUCAAUCCCUUCAUAUUGACGCUAUAAUGGUUAGUUCUACCGAGCAGUAUUUCCUCUGUAUUUAUCUGGUUCCUCCAGGCAUCCUUCUGGUGGUCAUGCUUGUCCUCGCAGGCAUGAACGAUGAUGCCCGUUAUUACAUUGAAGAGAAAGUUAUUGGCGUCAGUCGUCGCAAUACUAACGCACAGUCACAAACAGAAGUACCCUGUGCCAUUCAGCGCUCGGAGAAUAAGAUGAUGUCUGGCUCAAGAGAAUCGAGAUGUUGUUGUGAGGAUUACUGUUCAAAUGAUUGCAAUCCUGAGACUCUCUGUUGUAAGUGCUUCGAUGGUUUUUGCCACUACAACAAGGAGGACUACUUUGAAAAGUAUUUCUACAUCAAAAACGAGGAAGGCACAGCGAUAAAAACGAAUCGCUGUUUAAAUGCCCUUUCGGGUUGUGCCACCGCCCUAGUACUCACAAUUCUCCUGACAAUUAUCUACGAAACCAAUGUGCUGACAAUUCAAGCUGUUUCGAAUGGUAACCAGUGCCCGUUUGAUGGUCCUUGUGCUCAUGGAUAUCCCGGAGACGCCACAUAUGUAUAUGUUGAAUGCAUUAGGGGGGAGACAACAAACUUUUCAUCUGUCGAGAACAUUGUAUGGUGCAUCGGAUGGGUCAUAAAAUAUCAGACAGCUGGUGACGUAAUUAACACUAUAGGCAUUUGCGGUGGGUUACUCGGCAUCAUCUCAAACAUCAUGCCAUUAGUCUACAAAAUUUCUAAGAGUAGGCAAAAAGAACGAUGGAAAAGAACCGCACUUUGGAUAUGCAGCAGCUUGGCGCCUCUGCUACCAGUAAUCGCGCUUAUUUUAAUUUCUACACUCUAUAAGGGAACUCCAUCAAUGCUGACCAUCGUCUUUUUGUCAAUCAUAAUUCUGCUGAGUACAGCUGCCUGGAUCUUGGCCGCUUGUUCCAAUUGCGUAUGCAACAAAACUUGCUCUUGCUGCUUUCGUAACAAUUCCAAACAUGAACCUUGACACCUUCCGAUUAACAUUGAUUAUUUGAACGAUCUAUCCCUUCGCAUAAAACUGGCUCUCGAACUGAUCUCUCUUGAUUCAACAUGGGUGGGGAUGUGUGUUGGUGUGGGGGUCAGUAUGCUAUUCGCCGAAAGAUACAUCCGGUGUGGGUGUGGUUGGCUGUGGCUGCCGGUAUGGGUGUGGGUGGGUGUGAGUGUGGAUGUGGGCGUGGGU
Molecule: messenger RNA, 1493 nt
Organism: Rotaria sp. Silwood1
Lineage: Eukaryota; Metazoa; Rotifera; Eurotatoria; Philodinida; Philodinidae
Source: the annotation of a GenBank genome assembly